Molecule: messenger RNA, 629 nt
Organism: Fragaria vesca subsp. vesca
Lineage: Eukaryota; Viridiplantae; Streptophyta; Magnoliopsida; Rosales; Rosaceae
Exons: 3
Coding region: 1-411 (136 amino acids)
Source: RefSeq, a predicted model, not a curated record
AUGAUAGAAUUUGUAUGGAAACUAACUUCUGGUAUCGUUUUGGACCUUGAGCUAUAUAUAUGUACUCCAAUUUCCUUCUUAUCAAAUUCUCGUCCUUAUAUUUUCUCGUCACCACCAUCUCUCCCUUCCUCUCCACCACCACCACCACAAUCACCACAACCGACGGCGAGCGCGAGCGUGACGACCACCAUCACCCCUGAGAAUCUUGACGCGUCGUCUCGGCAGUAUCGACAUCUGCGCCUGAAUCGGAAGAAGAAGCAAGUCACAUGGGAGGGAAACGAGUUUAUGCAGAGGACACCGAUGUUCGAAUGUGUAAUCCCCAAUUUUAGGUGUGGAAUAUUUUUUUUUUCGUGUGGAAUUGCAGAAUGCUUAAGUUUCAAUUACAAUUACAAGAAUGGAACUUACAGCUAGGCUACCCAGAUUGGCACUACUUGUAUACGGUCUUUUGACUUUGAAAAUCUCGUAUUCAAGGGGAAGUAGGACGAGAAUUUGAAGAGAGUUCAGAGGAUAGAUGAGAAAUAUCUCAAAACUAAAGUAAGAGACAUUUUGGCCCUUGAUUAUAAUUCAACAGUCUAGAUUGUUUUAUGAGACAAUAUUAGGAGAAGAAUAUGAGGAGAGAAUCCGGAUCC